This is a messenger RNA of Solea solea (common sole), 1181 nucleotides long. It is a transcript of the gene psmb5, whose product is annotated as proteasome 20S subunit beta 5. The record is from RefSeq and is a predicted model, not a curated record. Lineage: Eukaryota; Metazoa; Chordata; Actinopteri; Pleuronectiformes; Soleidae. The transcript is spliced from 3 exons. Bases 31 to 849 code for a protein of 272 amino acids. Gene Ontology annotation, molecular function: threonine-type endopeptidase activity. Gene Ontology annotation, cellular component: proteasome core complex.
AGCUGCUUGCUCAUCACCACAGUUUCAAAGAUGGCUCUUGCUAGUGUGUUGAGUAGUGAUUGUGCGGAUUUUUCCUUUGACAAAUGUCAGACUUUUGCGUCUGAUUGUGGCCCCGCGCAGAGCGGCCUGGGAUUUGAGUCUACUCCAGGUGAUGGUCUCAGUUUUACCGUCAGGAACCCGCUGUGUGCCAGGGGCGAUGACGAGGUCGAGAGGAAAAUCGAGUUUCUCCAUGGAACAACCACCUUAGCAUUUAAAUUCCAGCAUGGUGUUAUUGUUGCCGUGGACUCUCGGGCCACAGCGGGCUCUUACAUCGCAUCACAGACUGUGAAGAAGGUGAUUGAGAUCAAUCCCUACCUGCUGGGCACUAUGGCUGGAGGAGCUGCAGACUGUAGCUUCUGGGAACGUCUGUUGGCCCGACAGUGUCGCAUCUAUGAGCUUCGCAACAAGGAGCGCAUCUCAGUGGCAGCUGCCUCCAAACUGCUUGCUAACAUGGUGUACCAGUACAAGGGCAUGGGACUCAGCAUGGGAACCAUGGUGUGCGGCUGGGAUAAGAGAGGUCCAGGGCUGUACUACGUUGACUCAGAGGGCAACCGGGUGUGUGGUGACCUCUUUGCUGUGGGCUCAGGCUCCAUGUACGCAUACGGUGUCAUGGACAGUGGCUUGCGACAAGACCUGACCGUGGACGAGGCCUGCGAACUAGGCCGCCGCGCCAUCUACCAGGCCACGUACCGUGACGCCUACAGCGGAGGGCAGGUCAACCUUUACCAUGUCCAUAGUGAGGGUUGGACCAGGGUCUCUCAGGAGGAUGUGCUCAUGCUGCACCACAAGUACAAAGACCAGGCCCAGUGAGAAAAAGAGUGUUGGGGUUUAUUCUCGUAUCCAAUGUUUAAGAUGUUCUGAAAUGUCAAUAGCGUUAUCAAAGGACUCCUGUCGAUUGAUUACAAUUUCUACUGCUCACCAUUUUGACUUGUUGCUAUCUUCAAGUUAUAAAAUGUACAUUUUCAUUAUUAGCGUAAGCUCCACUGACUCUGCAGAGUAUGAUUCGAGUGUCUGCAGACAACGUAAACCUGCUUUAAUACAGUGUGGGAGAAGUGUGCCGCUUGCUCUACAUACACCUAAUUUGGAUUGUACCCAAGGAAACAACAUCUUUCUCAAUAAAACCUGUGAUGUUCUUUUUCCAA